Anolis sagrei ordinatus is the source of this 2595-nucleotide messenger RNA. RefSeq names its product homeobox B2 (gene HOXB2). Lineage: Eukaryota; Metazoa; Chordata; Lepidosauria; Squamata; Anolidae. Gene Ontology annotation, cellular component: nucleus. Gene Ontology annotation, molecular function: DNA-binding transcription factor activity, RNA polymerase II-specific; RNA polymerase II cis-regulatory region sequence-specific DNA binding. Gene Ontology annotation, biological process: regulation of transcription by RNA polymerase II. The record is from RefSeq and is a predicted model, not a curated record.
CCCUUUUGUACUGGGCCCCUUGGAAAAAGCCAUGAAUUUUGAAUUUGAGAGGGAGAUCGGCUUCAUAAACAGCCAGCCAUCGCUAGCGGAGUGUCUGACGUCCCUUCCCGCUGUCCUGGAGACAUUUCAAACUUCAUCAAUCAAGGAGCCACCGACGUUAAUUCCUCCUCCUUCGGAGCAAAGCCUCCUCGGUUUGGAUCCUUCUUCUCUCAGCAGCAGCAGCAGCAACAGCAGCGGCGGCAGUAGCGGCCAACCCACGCCAAGGAGCCAAAAGAGACGGAGGCACGGGCAUGGGCAUGGGCAGGCCCCGAAAACGGCGGCGCCUCCGACGGUGCCCCCCGCCCCCGCCGCCCCCCUGGCCGGGGAAUUCCCCUGGAUGAAGGAGAAGAAGGGCGCCAAGAAAGCCAGCCCCGGCCCGGCCUCGGCUUCGCCCGCAGCCGCCGCCGCCUUCCCUGCCUCCCUGCCUGGAUCAGCCGCCGCUUCCCCUCCAGACGGCCAGGGUUUCCUUGACCCCAGCAACAGCAGCGGACCCAACGGCUCCCGACGUCUGAGGACGGCUUACACCAACACGCAGCUCUUGGAGCUGGAGAAGGAGUUCCACUUCAACAAAUACCUCUGCCGGCCCCGUCGGGUGGAAAUCGCGGCCUUGCUGGACCUGACGGAGAGGCAAGUGAAGGUCUGGUUCCAGAACCGUCGCAUGAAGCACAAGCGGCAAACGCAGCACAAAGAAAUCCUCGAAGGAGAGGGAGAAGAGGAGGAGGAGGAGGAAGAAGAAGAAGAGGAGGAGGAGGAAGAGGAGGAGGAGGGGGGCAGCUCGCCAUUUGGGGAGCUCCCUUGUCCUCCUUACCCAGGCAACACGGAGCCGUCAGGGCCCCCCGCUGGUUACCUGACACCCACCAAAGAGGGGGUCGCCGAGGAGGUGCCAAACGGGACAGCUGGCCUUCGCUCUUCCUCCUCUUCCUCUUCCUCCCCGGACAAUGCCUUCCUGGGAAGCCCCAAGCCGCCUUUGUUGCCUCCAGACCUCUUCGCGGUGGAGCCCCAAACACCCGGGGGUCUUUCUCCCACCCUCCAAGGCUUCCUAGACAGCCCUGUCAGCUUCUCCGUGGAAGACCUGGACUUUUUCACCAGUACUCUCUGCACCCUCGAUUUGCCGCAGUUGGACUUCCAGUAAAUAGAGCCACUCUCUUCCUUGUGUUGUCGAAGACUGGGUUGCUGAGAGUUUUCCGGGCUGUAUGGUCAUGUUCCAGAAGCAUUCUCUCCUGACCUUUCGCCCACAUCUAUGGGAGGCAUCCCCAGAGGUUGUGAGGUAUAUUGGAAACUAUGCAACUAUCUGUGGAAGGUCAAGGGUGGGAGAAAAAAACUCUUGUCUGUUGAAGAAAAGUGCAAUUAAGCAUCGCAAAGGCUUGCAGCUUCAAGGCCUGGCUGAUUCCUGCCUGGGGGGAGCCUUUGUUGGGAGGUGUUAGCUGACCCUUAUUGUUUCAUGUCUGGAAUUCCCCUGUUUUCAGAUAUAUAAGUCUCCCUUGCUUAGUUUCCAAUAUACCUCACAACCAGUGUUGUGCUUCACCAUAAAUGUGGGCGAAACAUCAGGAGAGAAUGCUUCUGGAAUUCCCCUGUUUUCAGAUAUAUAAACCUCCCUUGCUUAGUUUCCAAUAUACCUCACAACCUCUGAAGAUGCCUGCUAUAGAUGUGGGCGAAACAUCAGGAGAGAAUGCUUCUGGAACAUGGCUAUACAGCCCGGAAAACUCACAGCAACCCAACCCUCUUCCUCUUCCUUCCUGAUCUGCCUUGGGUUUCUAGGGGCCCCUGUGAAUGAGAUAGACACACUCACACACACACAAAAGCACACACAUCCACUCCCCCUCAAACCAUUUGAGUCCUGAAUGGCUCCUCAUCCUCCUCUAACCAUUAUCCUUUCACUUUCCCGACUCAUUCCAUACGGAAAGAAACAUACAUGUGUUUGUGUUUAAUGGAACCAGUCCUUGAAAAGGGCCAUGAGAGAAGUUUUCCACAGGAUGGUAAACACAUCCGGGCUUCCCUUGGGAAACGUCCUUGCAGACGGCCAAUUCGCUCACAUCAGAAGCGAGCUGCAGUAUAUUCUCAAUUCACUUCUGACAUGAUUUAAAAAGUCAUUGAAAAAUAUUUUCCUCACAUUUUCAUAUUUGUGCUCAAAUAUAGGCACUUCUAUCUCCGUUGACUUUGCAUCCCACAACAAUGGAAAUCAGGGGAUAUUUUCCACAUUUGGAAGAGAAACCAACUGGACUUCUAAAUCUCUUCGCCACUCACUCAAAUGAUUCCCAUUUCGACUUUCCCCUCAUCCAUUCUCAUUGACCCAGGUUAGAAAAUUUCCAGGCAAACAAAAAAAAAAUCAUUUUUGUAAAAAAAGUGAAUUUCUCAGGAAGCUUAACAAGAAGUCUAGAUUUUGUUUUUUCAAAAUUAAAAAACGAAAUAGAAGAAGGAAGAAUGACCAACGCCUCCUUCCUUUAAUGUUUUAGACUGAGGUAGAUUUAUUUAUUUAAAUGCUUUCAUAGUCCAAAUGCAAAUUAUUUAUUGUACAUUAUUUUCCUAGAUGAAAUAAAUGGCUUUAUAGUCUGAAAA